Messenger RNA from Dracunculus medinensis (Guinea worm), 840 nucleotides. The record is from the annotation of a GenBank genome assembly. Lineage: Eukaryota; Metazoa; Nematoda; Chromadorea; Rhabditida; Dracunculidae.
AUGGUACUUGAUGAAGCAUGGAAUAAGACAACUCUUUUGCAUGGCCAUGGAGGUGUUCGGCCUCUUCAUAUCAUAGCUUUAAUAUUAGGAAUUAUAAAUUGCAUGCUUAAUGGCACUAUAUGUUUUUUCACAAUACCAACUAUGGCCAAUUUGUUUGCUCAUAAUAAUUUGAACUGCCCACGUUGGACAAUUAUCAUCGGGUCAGGAUUUGAAAUUGGGCUCGAUCGCAUGCGAAAAUAUUUAAGCAUAGCUGUAGCGGUAGAAAGACUUGUCGCACUAUAUUGGCCACAACGUUAUUAUACAGCCAAUCACUCUCACAUCAUGCAAUAUGUUUUUAAAAUUGGAUUAAUUUGGAGCAUUCUUGAUGCUUUGGCAAUGAUUUCCGAAGAUGAUCUGAAUAAAGAUAACGAAAAGACAAAUUUAUUGUCGUUUCAGAUACGAGUACACUGUGUAACUACCUCAUCAUCCGGUCGAAUGUUUCACACCUAUUAUCUUUUGUCGAGUUUAAUAUUCAGCUUUAUUCUUCUUGUUCUUUAUUCAUUACUGAUUAUAAAGUUAUGUUUUCUAAAAAUCACACAUUUCAAUUAUGUCCGUAAUAUGCGUUCAGUUAAAAAUUACAAAAACUAUAAGCAAGCAAAUUCUUUGGCAGUACUUAUAAUUCUUUCAGUUAUUUCAUUUUCAGCUGUACCUUCAGCCCUUUAUUGCUAUGACCUUGUACUUGGGCAGAUUGUAUUUAUGGAAUGGGGCCCAGUGGUUACAAUUGGUUGUCAUUUGUAUGGAUGCACAAGUUUUUUUUUCUAUAAUUGGCAGCAUAAGGAAAUUCAAACAGCAUUUAGGUAA